Molecule: messenger RNA, 696 nt
Organism: Rhopalosiphum padi (bird cherry-oat aphid)
Lineage: Eukaryota; Metazoa; Arthropoda; Insecta; Hemiptera; Aphididae
Exons: 1
Coding region: 1-696 (231 amino acids)
Molecular function (GO): zinc ion binding; nucleic acid binding
Source: RefSeq, a predicted model, not a curated record
AUGCGUAAAACCAGAGAUGGUCAUCUGCUAGUCGAGCUAGACAAAGGUGCUGGAUCUGCAGUAGCAGCACAGAAAUUGUCGUCGGCCAUUGCUACCAGGCUGGGUGGCGCUGUCGGAGGAGUAUCGCAGCUUAGCCAGUAUGCUGUAGUCGAGAUUGUGGACCUCGAUGCUGUGGCAACCAAGGAUGAGGUCCUGUCAGCAUUGCGGGCAGCAAUACCAGGAUCUGAUGACGACCAAACUGCCAUCUGUGAACGGCAGGCUAUGCAGAUCACUGGUCUCUGGCCCACUAGGUCCGGCCAGCAAAUUGCUACUGCCAGAAUGACGAGAGCCGCCGCCUCUAGUAUAAGCCGAGUACCAAUUGGAUGGACAAUGUGCCGCGUUCGUCCUAGGCGGCCUGAACCAGAAAAGUGCUUCCGAUGCCACGGAUUUGGACACCAAAGUGGUAAUUGCUCCGGGCCCGACCUAUCGUCCAAUUGCAAACGCUGUGGAGAACCAGGGCAAGAGCUAAAACAAUGCCUGGCAGACAAAGACUCAUGCGUAGCGUGCGAGAGAGCUGGCUUUGAGCGUUACGAGCAUAAGCCAGGAUCAGGUAUGUGCAAAGCCAGGAAGGAGGCAAUCAAGAAGCCAACCGGGCGCAAUCCACAAACCCAGUCUCGGCAGGUAAGCAACGGAGAUAGAGUAAGCACGCUGCAAUGA